GCCUCCAGAAGAUGUGUGGUGGCGAUAGCACGCUGCAACAUCGUCCACCCGCCCCCCUUCCACGCCGCCCACCGCCCACACCCGGCGAAGUGCAGCUCCCAGGGACAGGUUGUGGAGCAGCGCCCCCAGCCAUAACGUCGCCUCGGAGCUCAGUGCCACACCCACGGUCAACACCAGUCUGGCAAGAAGCGUGGAGAGCCGCGCUCACUACCAUAAUACUGACCUCGCAUCACCAAAUGGACAAGUGAACCUAAUGUCUGAAACUGUGCUACUGACAAGUGAACCCAAUGUCUGAAACUGAGCUACUGACAAGUGAACCCUAUGUCUGAAACUGUGCUACAGACAAGUGAACCCAAUGUCUGAAACUGUGCUACUGACAAGUGAACCCAAUGUCUGAAACUGUGCUACUGACAAGUGAACCCAAUGUCUGAAACUGUGCUACUGACAAGUGAACCCAAUGUCUGAAACUGCGCUACUGACAAGUGAACCCAAUGUCUGAAUCUGUGCUACUGACAAGUGAACCCAAUGUCUGAAACUGCGCUACUGACAAGUGAAUCCAAUGUCUGAAACUGCUACUGACAAGUGAACUCAAUGUCUGAAACUGUGCUACUGACAAGUGAACCCAAUGUCUGAAACUGUGCUACUGACAAGUGAACCCAAUGUCUGAAACUGCUACUGACAAGUGAACCCAGCGUUUUAAACUGUACUACUGACAAGUGAACCCAAUGUUUAAAAUUGAUACUGACAAGUGAACUCAAUGUUUUAAAAUAUACUACUGACAAGUGAACCCAAUAUGUUAAACUGUUACCUACAAGUGAAUCCAUUGUCUUAAACUGUGCUACUUAUGGUGUUACACUGCUACUUACGAACAGAUCCAACAUUUUAAAAGUGCUGCUGACGAACAGAUCUUAAAACAGUACUUACGAAUACAUCCAUCUUAAAACAGUGCUGCUUACGAAUACAUCCAUCUUAAAACAGUGCUGCUUACGAAUACAUCCAUCGUAAAACAGUGCUGCUUACGAAUACAUCCAUCGUAAAACAGUGCUGCUUACGAAUACAUCCAUCUUAAAACAGUGCUUACGAAUACAUCCAUCUUAAAACAGUGCUUACGAAUACAUCCAUCGUAAAACAGUGCUGCUUACGAAUACAUCCAUCUUAAAACAGUGCUGCUUACGAAUACAUCGAUCUUAAAACAGUGCUGCUUACGAAUACAUCCAUCUUAAAACAGUGCCGCUUACGAAUAGAACCAUCUUAAAAGUCUUGCUUACAAAUAGAACAAUUUUAAAAGAGUGCUGUUGCGAAUAGAACCAUUUUAAAACAGUGUUGCUUACGAAUAGAACCAUCUUCAAACUGUGUUGUUACGAAUAAAUACAUCUUAAUACGGUGCUUAAAAUAUAUAUAUAUAUAUAUAUUCUUUGGGGGAAAGGUUCCAAACUCAUAAGAGAAAGAAAGAGUAACCAUCGCCUAGACAGCCACAGGACUUCCAUCAUAGCUCUGAUGCUUCCUCAGGAGAACGUGGUUCUGGCAGGUGUUUUACAAGUAUUAAGGGGAUGGUUUUGGUACAGAUGAGUGUUUGCUAAAGUGAAUCAAGUGAAAUGAAAUAAAGGGAAUGGAUCAAGUGGAAUGAAAUAAGGGGAUUGAAACUAGUGGAAUUAAACACGGAAAUGAAACAAGCUGAAUAAAAUACGGGAAAUAAAACAAAUGUAAUGAAAUACAAGUAGUGAAACAAGUGGAAUGAAAUACGGGAGUGCAGAAAGUGGAAUAAAAUACGGGGAAUGAAACAAGUGGAACGAAAUACGGGGAAUGAAAAACGAGAGACCCAGAACGAGUACACUUCUCGACAGACUGAAGACAUGCACGCAUGUAGGUGUGGGCGUGGGUGUGCAUUUUAGAGUGGGCGUGAAUACUGCCGCGAGCGUGGAGGCUUGAGAGUAACCAGGGAGGAGGAGUAUACUCACCCACUACCAUGUGCAGCAACGAUGACGCCGUGGCCACCGUGUCCAUGGCUAAACCGGUUCGGAAAGGCUUCUUAACAAGAUACAAAAAACGCUUCUUGGGGUCGAACUGGCGCGAGGAAUGGGUGGUGCUACACGAAGACUCAACUCUGGAGUGGUACAAGACUCAUGACGAGUCUGACCUCCUGGGUGCUAUCGUCAUUAAGGAGGCGCCGGAGAUGAUGGCAGCUGGUCCCUUCGCCUGUUACGUUCCAGGUCGCCCUGAGCUGCCCAAAGGCACUGACCCCAACAACAUGGUGGUGUUCGGCAACAAGACAAAGGACAGAAUGCACUGGUUCAUCUGCCAGAACGCUGACGACCUUAACCAGUGGAUGACAGCCAUCAGUAACACACUGCCCCCGCCACCUGAGCUGCCUAAACUGCCUCCAAGUGAGGAACUGAAGCUGGAGCCACCACCACCUUACAACUCAGCACCUACUGCCCCUCCAUAUAAUCCUGGAGGUGGAGGAGGUAGAGGGUAUCCAACAGGAGGGUACGGUGGAAGAGGAGGAUACAGUGGAAGAGGAGGUUACGGUGGAGGACCUGGUUACAGUGGAGGACCUGGUUACGGUGGACCUGGUUACGGUGGAGGACCUGGUUACGGCGGAGGACCAGGUUACGGUGGAGGACCAGGUGGAGCGGCAGUGUAUGGCGGUGGAGGACCCAUCAUCCUGGACCGCCGCGACAAUGGAGAUUUCGGCGCUGGGAUGCUGAUGGGCGCAGCCAUGGCCGGUGGCUGGGGGGUUGGGCUAGGUCUGGGCGUCCCGAUCCGUAUUGGGUACGCAUACCCCGGCUUCGGUACUGGAAACACCACCACCCAACAGACCAACAUCACCAACAAUUACAACACUACCAACGGCACCACGACCAACAACGGGAGUACGACCGCUAACGAUACUCCAGCCAACAUCGAUACAACCACCACUGCUGCGCCCGACACCACGGGCCCAGCAGCAACAGCAGCAGACCAGGGAGACACCACCGUAGGCGCUGUUGACCCCGGAGGAGCCGAACCCGACGCCGAGAUGAUCCCGGACGGCGUGGAUCCCGGACUAAUUGAUGAGACAGGAGGGAGUGACAUGGCCGCUAUGGAGGAUGUGGGCCAACCGUUUGAGAUGGGUGGGAUGGGUGAUGUGGGAGGCGAGUAUGAUGUAGGAGCAGAGUAUAACAUGGGCGGAAUGGAUGAUAUGGGUGGCGGCUUUGACAUGGGUGGCAUCGAUAUAGGCGGCUACGAUAUGGGUGGUGGCUAUGACAUGGGCGGCGGCUUCGACAUGGGUGGCGGAGGUUACGACGUUGGUGGCUUUGAUAUGGGAGGUUUCGAUGUAGGAUUUUGAAUAUCUAUGCAGCUCGUUAUUACACACACACACACUCUCACACACAUAUAUAUAUAAACUAGAUGUAUUCGAGGUCACUGUGUGACCGAAAAAGGUUUUUACAGACCCCAAUAACCUUCCCUCCGAAAAAAAAACUUAAGCUUACACGAGAAAAGUUUGAGUUAGGCUGUAUUUUUAUAAUUUGCAAGGUUUUCAAAUUGUUUAGUAAUUUUCAUAUCGUGCCCUUAUGAUAGUAAGAUACUGUGAUUAUAUUUUCAGCUUAUCCGUAAAAGAUUAAAUAAAUAGGUAAAUUUCAUAGAUUCUGCAAUAACAAAUAUUCACAACACGUACAAGGUGUAUCAGCAGAAACACAACAAAAUUUCAAAAGGUAUUUGCAAGACCAUUUGCGAGAUAUUGACUAAACACUAAGAUUCAGAUUUUUGCCACCGAAGUGGCUAGUUUAUUGUGCGCCCCAUAUCCAUCCUGUGGGUGGUAGACUAAGAGCAUAUGGAUAUACAAAAGGCUGAGGAACUAGGCUCGAAAUGGUUUAAGAGCAAUAUAUCUAUAUAAUUUCUACAUAUUGUCUAUCUUAUAUGUUGUAAGCAAAUUUAUAAUAUUUGCUUAAUAUGUCUAGUAUUUUUUUUCAUACGAUACCUUGACAGAUUGCAUAGGUUAUCACUCUAUCUCUAUAGUCCUCAAUAAGUGGACAAUGAAGCAUUUAGUGUUCAAGAAAGUGACCAUAGACUUACCACAUUAGUGAUCAUCAUCUGUGCAUCUACCAAACUGCCGGAAGUACUUGUAACCAAGCCUAAGCCUGGCUUAGGCUUGGUUAGUGUUCAGUGUUCAGAUUGCAAGUCGUUCGGCUAACAAUUAAAAAAUAUAACUACCUUUUUUAGCAAUAUUAAUUAUAUUAGUUUUUACUUAUUGCUAAAAAAAAUACACAAAUCUAUUAAGUAUAUAAUGUUACUCAAAAGAAGAAUCUGCAAGGUCGGAUAAGAAAUAUUAAAACAACCCCCAUGGAUGUUAACAGGUACGGGUAUAAAGACAAUAUGCAGGACAAGCUUUUAACUGAAACUUAACUGAAACAUAGUCUCAAUAAAAGCCCAUUCUGCACAUUGUAUCUAUAUCCAACUCUCCUCAUAGCAAAGAAAGCAAAUAAAAAUGCCUAAAAUCACGAUUAACAUAUAGGUAAUUUGUAGUGGAUAUCUACACAUUAGGUUGGGCUAUCCACAUGACAUAUUAAAAAUAAUUAUCCUAAAGUAUUUAUCAGAUAUACAAAAAUAAAAAUAAAUGGCAUAAAUAUAAAUAAUGUGUACCCUGAUGGCCGAAGCAUCAAGGUGACAAAUAGGUAUGAAAACAGUGAAGAACAAGUUAAAAACUUGCACCCUACUCUCAGUUCAAGACUACACAGAGUAUAAGGUGGAGCCAGAGGUGUAGCAUGUUUAGUGUAGUAAUGCCUAUUCGUUAUCAUUCUAAAAUAAUUAUAAUAAAAAAAAGCUAGACCCGUAUGAGUCAAUAAUGCUAUAAUACUCUAGAAGACAAAGAAAG
Cherax quadricarinatus is the source of this 4855-nucleotide messenger RNA. RefSeq lists its product as uncharacterized. Gene Ontology annotation, cellular component: membrane. The record is from RefSeq and is a predicted model, not a curated record. Gene Ontology annotation, biological process: regulation of cell differentiation. NCBI's taxonomy places the organism in Eukaryota, Metazoa, Arthropoda, Malacostraca, Decapoda, Parastacidae.